Messenger RNA from Gaeumannomyces tritici R3-111a-1, 2200 nucleotides. RefSeq lists its product as hypothetical. Lineage: Eukaryota; Fungi; Ascomycota; Sordariomycetes; Magnaporthales; Magnaporthaceae. The record is from RefSeq and is a predicted model, not a curated record. The transcript is spliced from 4 exons. Bases 745 to 1776 code for a protein of 343 amino acids.
GAACGCCACUGCCGACGGACCGACGGGGCUUUGCCAGACCUCGGGGCAUUGACAAGUCCCUAUAUAACGGGAACUGCCACCCAUUCUGAUGCCCUAGUGUUUCCAAGACUCGGCACCUAAUGGCUCUCGCUCACUCCCCGCAUCCUAAUCACCACCGCAUCUAACCAGGCCCCAAGCCGUCCGAGAAUAUCUCGUCUUGCCGGACUGCCCGAAGUUGCAUCGAUUCAACGUUCCGGACCUUCGAACCUAGUGGGAGCCAAGUGGGAGCCUCUGUUGGCCUUGACGCUGUAGAGUUCCCAAGCCCAUGUGCCCACGUAAUAGCGCCGUAGUGCCGUCGUCUCGUGAACCUGCGUGAGCCCGUGUGGGUCUGCGCGUGGCCGUCCUAGCUGACAUCUUAUAUGGUUCCUGUCCAGACUUGUCCCGGCCUAUGCACGGGGUCAAAUCCUAGCUUCCGUCAUAAUUCAAGACGACCCAGAGUCGGCGCGUCUGGUACUGGUGCAGCCUGGGUGUACCAAGGCUCCCGCAAGAGCAGAUAGUCUGGGAUAAGGUGGAUUGCUCAUCGCAUCCGGUUGAGAGGCUUCGCCGUCGGGUUGAGGCUGCGUGUUACUGUUCCCGGAGCUUCCUGUGCUCUUGCUCCAGUGGAGCCAACCGGCAGGGUCGUUUGCCGUGGCUUGUAUACAAAAAUUACUUGAUAUCAAACGUCAUCAAACUUCCUCUCUCUCACUUGCCUAAACAACUAUCAAGAUGGCAGACUCAAUGUGUGGCCCGUCAAACCCCCUGAAGCAUGUACAGGACCACCUGUCACGCGCUGGGCAGGACAUGAGGUUACGGAGUCAGCCAAGCCAGAGCUCAGAGACCUUUCGAUCCAUAGCGCAAGAAUCGAGCAUGGCCGCCGAGGACAGCUUCGCCGAGUUCCAGCGCCGCGGCGCGCAGCUGGACCACGUGCCCAUCCUCCUACCCGCCCACAUAGGCCCGGGGCCCCUCCAGGCCGCCUACAUGCAGCCCGCCGCCUUCCAGGCCGUCGCCGCCGCCGCCCAGCCCGCCAACUCGCUCCAGCAGCACUCGCAAGCGCCGUCGCGCCACGGAGCCUCGUGGGCCGCCGAGUACGCAGCCAUGGCGCCGCCCAGCAUGUCCAGGGGCGCCGAGAUGCCCGCGGCCGGCCCCUCCUUCCUGCCGCAGCCGACCCAGGGCCCGAUGCUCCACCGGCCGCCGCACCAGAUGCAGGCCCCAUCCUAUAUGAUGGGCAACUACGGCCGGCCCAUGUUCGCCGCCGCCCGCCCGGCACCCACCAUCGCCGCGGCCGCCGUCCCCGUCGACCCUCUCGCCGACGAGGCGGAGCGGGCCCGGUUCGAUGCCGCCUUCGCCCAGCUCGACCAGGAGUUCAGCUCGGCCGUGGACGAGUGGGACGCGGCGCACGGGCCCGACGCCCAGGCGGACGGGGUGGCGGCCGGCAUGGACGGGCUGAUGGACCGCCUGGCGGACCAGCGCCUCGAGGACGGGCCCCGGCCCCAGCCGCAGCAGCCACCCCAGCAGGACAGGGCGGCCGCCAGCGGCGACCCGGAGCUCCGCGCCGUGGCGGGCCAGGUGGCCGGCAUGCUCGGCAGCGCGCCGCUGUUUGAGAGGUCGCAGUUCGCGCAGCUCAUGCGCGGCAUCGAGGCCGGCACCAUCGUCGUCGACGCGGCCCAGACAAACUUUGUCGACGCCACCACCCUGGAGCCCGUGGCGGGCUCCGGCGCCGCCCAGGCCGGGGAGAAGCCGGACGGCGGCGGCAAUUGACGGUACCGGCGCGCCCAGCCGCGCGAGAUGACGGCGACGGCGACGGCGACGGCCCAGGCGUGGGGGCCGCCGAGUCCUGCCCAGCCGCCGCCGUCGCCGCCCGCCCAGCCCGCCUCCCCGCGAGAGCUUAGGGACUUUGCGGAGGAGGCCAUCGGCCGUGCCAAGCUCUUCCCUACCUCGUUUUAGUUUAUUCCUGAAAGCCCUCUGGAAUGAGGCGCUGCCGUGUACGAGUAGGUUGUUACUAGGUAGAUCUUAGCCUGUCGGAACAGGCUUCAGCUCGGCAAAUUUCUUUUAGAUGUAGCCUGCCAAUCUGGAUCUGGAAUACCCAUGAGAUUGAAGAUGACUGCCUGUUCUCCCCCCUGCAAACAUAUCAUUUUUCUCGUCAUGCACAAAAUACGAAGGACCCAUUCAAAAAUCUAAAGCC